ACUCCUUUGUGUGUGAGUAGUGGGCGCUUGAGCGUUUGAAUUCGUACGUACGAGUUAUUAUUCUCAUCAACGACUCGACCCGAGAUAAGUUUAUGCCCGGCUGUUUGUGCGAUCGAUUCAUACAAAACCCGAGGAGUAGUUAGUUAUAUUCCUCGAAAGCUGCGCGCUGCAAAAUACAAUCGUCGGCAGGUGAUUCAUUCAUGGUGCAUUGCGUUUAGAAAAUGUCCCUAGAGAACAAAGACAAUACCUGAAAUCAUGCACACCGAAAAAAAGGACGGGAAAAAAUUCAGCUGUGCGAACUUUUCGCAAAAAUUCACGUACAGUGUAGUCACGUAUACGGAGUUAUUUUUUUACAAGUUAGGAGUAUGUGUAGGAAAACACCCAUUCCGAACAAUCGGACUUUGUUGGGCUUUAGUUUUGUUGAGCGCUUUAGGAUUUCUACGAUUCAAACAAGAAAGAAAUCCCCUGAGAUUAUGGGUCCCCCCAUACACCACAUUCGUCCGGGAUUCGGAGUGGCUGAUCAAAACGUUGGACAGGGCCUACCAAGAAGAAGUUGUCAUGAUUACGGGUGAUGACGUUUUGACGCCUGCUGUUAUCCAUCAGAAUACCGAAAGUGGACAAAGCCCUCCUGAAGAUGAUCGAUGGAAACGAAACAGGAAAAGACCAAAGCACCACAAUGGAUCCCGCGUUGUUCUGCAGCUUUGUGGAAGCCAUGAAGUCGGAAUGUUACACUAGAAGCAUUUUGGAGUUGUGGGGUUUCAAAGCAAAGAAGAUUGCCAAUAUUACCAAAGACGAUAUUCUCUGGGCCAUUAAUACUUUUGACAGAAAUUCCUUAUAUGGCAGACUGAAAGAUUACAACGAUUUGCUGGGAGGAGUUGUUAGAAACGAAUCUGGACAUAUUAUUAGUGCGAAAGCCAUUCAAAAUAUAUGGUACUUGAACGUUAAUUUCUCAUCAAUAGACAUGACGACAUCGGGAAACGAUGCAGGAACAGCUUUAUGGGCAAACGACGAGGGUCUUGAUUGGGAAAAUGCUUUUCUGAAGUUGAUGAAUAACAUCACGAAAAACUUCAAUCACAUUUACUAUUCUGCAGGAAGGAGUUUUGGUGACAUCAGCAAUGAUUCGAUGUUCUCGGACAUGUACUUGCUGGUCAUAGGAGUCUCAGUGAUGAUAGUUUACGUCCAGUUGGUUAUCUCGAAGUUCAACUGGCUGGAAGCGAGGAUUGUUUUAGGUUUCAUCGGAUUGCUCACCAUAGGCAUGUCUUUUGUCGUGGGAGCCGGACUAUGUUCUUUGAUAGGCAUUUUCUAUGGACCAGUGCAUACUUCUUUGCCCUUCCUACUGAUGGGGUUAGGGGUGGAUGAUAUGUUUGUGAUAUUAGCCUGCUGGGAAGAAUUGAAAGAAGAAGACAGAAAACUGCCUAUUCACGAAAGAGUGGGCUUGAUGCUUAAACACGGGGGCGUAUCAAUCACAAUAACUUCGUUUACCGAUAUUAUAGCUUUUCUCAUUGGAUCGUCAACGAUACUCCCGUGCCUUGAAUCGUUUUGUAUUUAUGCAGCAGCAUGUGUACUUAUGACAUUUAUUUUUGCCAUAACAUUUUUCGUUGCCUGCUUCGUAUUGGACCAGAGAAGAGUUGAGAAUAAACGAAACGGUGUCGUUCCGUGGAUAAAGCACAAGGAUUCUUACAUACCUAAUGAAUGCAGCCAAAGAAAAUAUACAAAUAGUAUUUUCAAGAUGAUCUAUUCCAAAGUGAUACUGACCACACCAGGAAAGAUCAUCGUCAUUGCCAUAACUGUGAUAUUAACCGGAUUCGGAACAGUGGGUACCCUCAAACUGGAGCAACAUUUCGACCCCGAAUGGUUUAUCCCGAGCAACACUUACUUUGGAGCUUUCUUGGAAACCAGGAGAAUUCACUAUCCGGGCAGAGGAUUCGACGCGGGACUUUAUAUCGGCCGAUUGAAUUACAGUCAAGAAAUACUCACCAUCAAGAAGAUUUCCGAUGAGCUGUACAGCUUGCACAAUAUCACGCACAACGUACAGUCCUGGGUGGACCCUUUCAGGAAUUUCGUUCACAUUAAUUUUGAUCAUGAUAUUUAUAAAGAACCUUUGGAUGACGAAAGGUUCCACAUUUUCUUAUCGAAGUUUUUGCACAGCCCUCGACAUGCCAAGUUCCAAGCUAACUUUAUUUUCGAUGAAGAACUACAGUGUGGAGUUGCUACUCCUAAAAUCAAGCUGACUAGCUUCGACUUUCAUUUCAAGAAAUUCAAAAAUCCCAGAGAUCAAAUACCCGCCAUGCACCGAGUUAGGGAAAUAGCCGAGAAUGCUAAUUUCACAACCGGCGACAGGUUUGCAACUGUUUGGUCGCAAUUCUUUUCCACGUGGAUAACAGACGAGGUGAGGAACUGAAGAAAUUUUUGUCAU
This is a messenger RNA of Leptinotarsa decemlineata (Colorado potato beetle), 2416 nucleotides long. RefSeq names its product patched domain-containing protein 3. Lineage: Eukaryota; Metazoa; Arthropoda; Insecta; Coleoptera; Chrysomelidae. Gene Ontology annotation, cellular component: membrane. The record is from RefSeq and is a predicted model, not a curated record.